Molecule: messenger RNA, 585 nt
Organism: Penicillium waksmanii
Lineage: Eukaryota; Fungi; Ascomycota; Eurotiomycetes; Eurotiales; Aspergillaceae
Exons: 2
Coding region: 1-585 (194 amino acids)
Source: RefSeq, a predicted model, not a curated record
AUGAAGUUCAUCUUCACUCUUGUUUCCUUCCUGGUCCUUCUAGCCAUGAUGGCUGAAGGACGCAGCCUCUACCAGGGCUCACCCCCGGGUGACAACUCUGUCGUUCAUGAUGAACAGUCUCUCAAUGAUCUGGCCAAGGACAGCUCUGGCACAAUUCUCUACUCGAGCAAUGGUGCUCGAGCCACGGUGACUGAAGAACUUACCCGCUACCACACUGCACCCCCAAGCGAUGCCAUUAUCUUUCACGACGAGCAAUCCCUCAGCGACCUGAUCAAGGACAAUCCUGACACACUUCUCUACUCUGAGAACGGAGGAUACUACCUCAAGAACAUGGAAGAAGCCGUCAUUGGCAUCGCCGCCGAUGACCUCUGCGAAUACCUUGGUGCAUCUUUUGCGUUCUUCAAUGAUGCUGCUGGGGCAAAUGCUGUGGAGGAGCCUGAGUGUUUGCAUGAAAAGGAUACGGGGAAGUGUCCUGCUCCUGUCCCUCAGUGUCCGGCUGACAUGAGACCAUGUGCUCUGGAGAUUGUCAGCACCGAGGUUGUGUUACAUGCACUCACACGAAGUUUUGUCUUAUCUAAAGCGUGA